This is a messenger RNA of Penicillium daleae, 714 nucleotides long. RefSeq lists its product as uncharacterized. The record is from RefSeq and is a predicted model, not a curated record. The coding region runs from base 1 to 714 and encodes 237 amino acids. Lineage: Eukaryota; Fungi; Ascomycota; Eurotiomycetes; Eurotiales; Aspergillaceae. Gene Ontology annotation, molecular function: oxidoreductase activity. The transcript is spliced from 3 exons.
AUGGCCUCCAGUGUGACUACCGAUGCUUCCCUGAAGUAUAUGAUUGUCUCGGAUAAUUUCAAAACCGAGAAGCCAUACUCAUGCGCAGUGCCAUUCUCACAAGAUCCAUCCAAGACGACGAAUAUCACUGAACGUGCAUUCGACGUCUCCGUAACAGAUGUCAGAACAGUUUCGUCGGAGCCUACUCUAAAUAUCGAGGGCUUUGAAUUCAUCCGGCACGAGUUCUACAAUCAACCUGACGGCAAAAUCGAGGGACCUGACCAUCCAUACCUGAUUGAAGUAGCCGAAAUGUUGAAAGCUCGCCUGGGCGCAAGCGACGUGAUUGUCUACGACUGCAAUGUGCGCAAGCUCGGCAACAGUGGCUUCUUCCAGGCUGCGACAUUCUGGAGGCCCAUCUCGCAUCCAGUGACUGAUUGCCCGCUUGCUGUUUGUGAUUACACCUCCAUUUCCAAAGAAGACCUGCACCUAGUCGAUACCGUUCUGCCUCACCGGGUGAACGAGAUCUAUCAUCUGGUUCACAAUCCUGCCCACAAGUGGUAUUACAUGAGUGACCAAACGCCAACCGAAGGGAUUUUGAUGAAGAUUUACGAUACAGAUGAUAGCUUUUCUAAAUUUUCUGCUCAUGCUGCAUUCAAAAUCACCCAGAGAGAAGGAAUUGCGGGUCCACCAAGACAUAGUGCCGAUGUCCGGGCAUUUGUUUUGUUUUCUCAAUGA